AUGAGUGGUCGUGGUAAAGGAGGUAAAACACGUACCAAGGCGAAAAGUCGAUCAGCUCGUGCCGGAUUGCAAUUUCCGGUGGGUCGUGUACAUCGAUUACUGCGCAAGGGCAAUUAUGCAGAACGUGUUGGUGCCGGGGCGCCGGUCUACUUGGCUGCAGUACUAGAAUAUUUGGCCGCCGAAGUGCUUGAAUUGGCUGGGAACGCGGCGCGAGACAAUAAGAAAACCCGUAUUAUUCCUCGACAUCUGCAAUUGGCCAUCCGAAAUGAUGAAGAAUUGAACAAGCUUCUCGGUGGAGUAACCAUAGCUCAAGGUGGUGUUCUGCCCAACAUUCAGGCGGUUUUGCUUCCGAAGAAGGCAGAAAAACCGAAAGCCUGA
Messenger RNA from Echinostoma caproni, 378 nucleotides. Lineage: Eukaryota; Metazoa; Platyhelminthes; Trematoda; Plagiorchiida; Echinostomatidae. The record is from the annotation of a GenBank genome assembly.